GGCCGGCGAACAAGUGUACCGCCUGCAGAAAAUGGACCGAGGUCCUUUCAGCAUUACUGUGUCCUAGGUACCUUAGGUAAGGUAGGCAACAACGACUGACACCCAGACACGCGAUUGGAUACCAGAUCGCGGGCCUGUCCGGGCCUGGGACAAAGUCUCUAGUAUGCUCGUGGCUUCCUUCUCACCCGUUUUUCAAGCAUAGUAACUAUGUAUCGGGCACCAUGACGGAGACACAAGAGGAAGCACAAUACUGGUCACUGUUCGAGUCCACACAAGGCCACACAUAUCCUGAGUUUGUCAGGCGCCUGUCUCACCAGGAGGGGCCUCUCAGAGAAGAAGCGAGGGCCGUCUUGAUCACCUUUCAGGAUGGUGCAAAGCCGUCGGUUGAGCCAUCGAGCCGACCUCUGGCGUCUUCGGGAGCGCUCAGGAACCGUUUGAACAGCACUGGGCAUGGAAAUCCUGGAGUACGUCGACGGUUGAUCGUCCUCGAGGGCCUGGCUAGAAAUUAUAUACAGGUUAUCGGGACCAAGUUGCAAGUUCCACCCGAUUUCUUCGCGUCCCAUUGGAUUGCGCCAGGCUACAAUGGCGACCUUGUCAACCAAGCAGUUCGUCAUUAUGACAAUAAGUAUCGGUUUAGGCUCGGCUUUUCCAAGCUGCACCAGGCAAGGGUCGAGGCGCUUCCUGAAGACGAGAAGAGUCCGUUCUACCAAAUGGAUUCGAUUACCCGGCGUAUCGUUUCGCGUACAACAAUCUUUGGGGAUGAGGACGGUCCUCUAGUAAGCGCUGAGCAUGUCUCAUUCUGGAGCAAGUUGGAUGGAGAGAGCUGGGAUGCUGUUCUCCUUGUUGACGCACCUCUUGGGAGAUUCGUAUGGUGGCAGGACUCAAGAACUCCGAGAAAGGUCACUCAAAUAGAUCGAAUCGACGUUGCCGGCCCGGGCUUCUCAUUCCUCAACCAGACGGGGUCGUGGUAUCCACCCAUUAUUCCGGAUGAAAAGCCGUUGUCCGCCUCGAGCGCCGCUUCCACGUUCAAGACCCUUAUCGAGCUCUAUCCCCUGCGCGAGCGCCCGUCUACUUCGGAUCCCAACUCUUGCGUGGAUUACGUCCGAAUCCUGGUUCUUUCGGCCUGGACAGCCCGCAUACGUGCCAUUGAGUGCCGGCUCGUCAAGGAGCAGCUCGCGCUGAGCAUCGUCGACCUGUCCCGAGCUGAGGUUCCCACGUACGAGCGGUCCUGGACACGGCCCUGGCACCCUCGCGACUUUGCGCGUCUGGUCCACGCCAAAUCGUCACUCGAGGCUCUCGACUGGGAGCUGCGACGCAACAUGGACGCGCUGGGCAUAGGCUCCUCGGACAGCCCGAGAACACCAGAACCGUGGGAGGCGGAUGCAUGGCAGGGCCUGCGCGUCGCCAUCGGCAAUCUGAAGGCCAGGCUCGAUGUCAUACUGCAGGCGUACAUGCAGUCGAUUUCGGUGCGCGAGACGAGCGACGCAAACAAACAGGCGCGACAAGUUGGGUAUUUGACCUCUCUGGCGACCAUCUUCCUCCCGCUGUCCCUUAUCGCCGCUGUUUUCUCCAUGGGCGGAGACUUUGCGGCUGGGGGGAGCCGGUUCUGGGUGUAUUGGGCUGUUGCAGUCCCCGUUGCCGCAGUUGGAUGUGUGAUGCUCUUUGCAAGGCCUGCAAUAAGGGCUGGAAGACAGAUUGUGAAAAGGGUGUCCGAGGCGGAGGCCCUUGUGUAGUUAGCUUGAGAAACUUAUACUACUACUAACCUACUAUCAACCCUAAGGUAGGCGGUUAAGUUGACGAGAUAUUAUUGCUCUUGUUU
This is a messenger RNA of Canariomyces notabilis, 1819 nucleotides long. RefSeq lists its product as uncharacterized. Bases 222 to 1733 code for a protein of 503 amino acids. The transcript is spliced from 2 exons. Lineage: Eukaryota; Fungi; Ascomycota; Sordariomycetes; Sordariales; Chaetomiaceae. The record is from RefSeq and is a predicted model, not a curated record.